Molecule: messenger RNA, 379 nt
Organism: Lingula anatina
Lineage: Eukaryota; Metazoa; Brachiopoda; Lingulata; Lingulida; Lingulidae
Source: RefSeq, a predicted model, not a curated record
AGAGCUGAUGGACGGCGUGUUCGACAUGGAUGACGUGUUAGCCGGCAACCCACACCCGGUACAGAAUCUCGAUAUGUACAUACUUGGAAGUGCCUUUUUUGGAACCUACGCUGACGUCGGAGUGGACGCUGAGACCGUCGCUGCGGGAAUAAAGAAUUGCGGAACGCUGGCAGCUGACCCCAAUGUUAUCACCCACUUAACUGAAGACUCUCUCUUCGGCAUGUUGGACGCUACUGAAGACGGUAUCUUCAACAAAGAAGAUCUACCUGUUAUUUUUUCUGAAUUUAUAGCACGUUAUGGAAGGGGACGACAGUAAGAAUUCUGAUUGGGCAGUCCCUCCUUCAGGCUUAUAUGUCAGUGAACGGAUGAUUUGAGAAAU